Messenger RNA from Paramecium tetraurelia, 2652 nucleotides. RefSeq lists its product as uncharacterized. Gene Ontology annotation, biological process: DNA-templated DNA replication; DNA repair; mitotic cell cycle. Lineage: Eukaryota; Ciliophora; Oligohymenophorea; Peniculida; Parameciidae. Gene Ontology annotation, cellular component: nuclear replication fork. The transcript has 2 exons. Gene Ontology annotation, molecular function: chromatin binding; protein binding. The record is from RefSeq and is a predicted model, not a curated record.
AUGCAAAGUGCAAAAGAGUUCAAGAGCAUAGCAAUCACAGAGACAAAAGGAUAAUGUGGCUUUGAUAUUAGUGGAAAUACAGCAUUGCUGGCUUGGAAUUAGAGUUUGGUGGAGUAUGAUUUAAUGGAACACAAAAAAACCGCGGAAACUGUGCUUGAGUCACCUAUGUAGGCUUUGGCAAUUCAUCCUUUAAAUUCACAAGUUUUUGCAAUAGGAGAUAUGAGAGUGGAUACAUAUGAUGAUAUCUAAAUGACAGCUCCAUCACUAAUUGUGACUUUGACAGGGAAGGUGACUUAGAUCAAAUACAAUAAAAAUGGAAAAAUAAUGGGCAUAGCUUCUGAAGAAAAUUCAUUAAUAUUAAAUAGAGAUACCAAAAUAUCAAGAUGCAAGCCUGGACAUGAUGGGAUGAUAAUAAGUUGUGCUUUUGAUCCAAAAGACAGAUUUGUGUGUAGUAUUGGUUGUGAUGGUUGUUUGAUAGUUUAUCAAUUAUCAUAAGUACCUCAUUUAUUGUAAAGAUAUACAAUUAGUAAAUAAAUAUCACCAGAUGCAUUUUAGAAAUUAUAAUCAGAUUUCCAUCCUUCAGGGGAUUCAUUUUGGAUUGCUGGAAGGAUGAAUGCUUAAUAUAUUAUUACAGAGGAUGAACCUUAAGAUUUAUAGAACCAAUAUUAGAUUUCUCAUUCUAGUGAGAUUUGCAUAAUAAGAUGGAUACAAGAAAAUUGUGUUGGAUCAUGCUCACUAGAUGGAGAAAUAAAAUUAUGGAAUUUUAAAUCUUUGACUGAUUUAUCAUUGCAUUGGCAAUUUAAUAUCAAAUGCACACCAUUGCAUAUGAAAAUAAUAUAAAAUGUAUUCUAUUUAUUGGAUUGCAAUGGGAAUCUAAUUGAAACAACUUUAGAUCCUCCUAAAACAAAGUAUGACAAGAUAUAUUAAGAUAAGAUUAGUGCAAUUUAAGAUUUAGUGGAUUAGAAAACAAAGUUAAGGAUUAGUUAGAGAAUGGAAGAGGAAUUGAUGGAUGAAGAAAUAAUAGAAAAUAAGGAUGAACAGGAUGGAAUAAAAAAGGGGAAUUAGAUGGAGAGAUAAUAAAAGUAGAAUUUAGAUUCAGGGAUGUAGGACAUUUUGAGGCCAGGAGAAACACAACCAUCAAGAGGAAGGUAAUAUUUAUGUUACAAUACUGUGGGGACAAUAAUAUUGUGUAAAAAUACUAAUAUGAUUGAAUUCGAGUUUUUUGAUUCAACAUUUUAUAAAAAGUUUAAGAUUAGUAAUUAAUAAAGAUACGCUAUUGGUACUUUGAAUUAUAGAGGAUGUGUAUUGGCAUCAAAGGGACCAAAUGAUUUGGACGAAUAAGGAUAUUUGGUUGGGGAUGGAAAGUCAAUUGUGUUUUUCUAGUAAUUUAUAGGUGAUGUUGAUGAUUUUGAAUUCGCAUUACCAGAAGAGGAAGGAGCAGAACUAGUGGCAAUUGGAAAUGAUUGGUUUGCAAUUAUGAGUGAUCAUGGAAUAUGUAGAGUAAUUUCAUUUUGUGGUUUGGAGUUAUUAGAAUUUAAUACAAAUAGGGCAGUUGUAUCAAUGUGUGCCUACGAACAUUUGUUGUGUUUAGUAUUUCAUGAUACUUCUCCAAUGUUGAAUUAGUAAGUUUUAAAAGGGAGAGUUUAUGACAUAGAUUUGUAGAAAUAAAUUGAAGAAUUUGAUAUAUUCUUAACACCAUUUUCAUCACUCUCCUGGAUUGGGUAUUCAGAUGAAGGAUUAUUAAGUAUUUAAGAUUCAAAGGGUGUGAUCAAAAUUUAUCAACAAGGUAGAUGGAUAGAAGUUUUUCAUAAUCCAAAGGUUUGGUUAUAUGGAAUUCAAGAUUACAAAUUAUGCUUGUUAAAAACUGAACAGCCAUUGGCUUCAAUGAAGUAGGAGAUGAUUUAAGAGAGUUUUGAAUAACCAUUUGUGUGUUCGAUUUAGGAUGAAAAGUUGAUAGCCAAUUAUAAACAAUUUCUAAUCUAAUUGAUCAUUCUGAAUCAUGAAUUAUAUAGAUGGAACGAAUUUGGGAAAUACUAUUAUGCUCGAAAUGAUGACAAAUAAAAUGAUAUCCUCCUGAGAUAUACUUAGAACUUAUAUGACACGACCAAAAUUGAAGAGACAUAGAAGUUAUUGAGAAAAUACAGAGUUGAUUUAUUUAAGUAGAUUUUAAAUGAAUCGAAGGAUAAGGCUAUUGAAUUCUUUAAGUGUCAUAUUAAAGAUGAAUAUGAUAUGAAUUCGAUCAUCAGUUUGUUGGAAUUGUAGAAAGAAAAGUAGACAACAAAUAAGGAAUUCCAAAAGUUAUUGAACUAAAUAAAAUUGCUAUAGAGAUAAUAAAUAAUAAAGUCAUAGUAGAAUUUUAAUAUCGAUAAGAGACCUUAAUCUCCGAAGAGACAAGGAUUUGGUUUUUUGAAGUAGAAUGAUUAAGUGAACAUGAGUUAAAUAAAAUCUAUUUUGGAACAUAAAGAAUAACAUCAUUAAUAAUAACAACAACACAUAUAAUAAUUCUAGAGAGUUGAAAGUCAAUAGGAAGAGGAGGAAUUCAAUCCGUUUGCAAAGUCUGCGAAUAAAAAAUAAGGUAGCAUUUUUGAUAUUGGAGAGAAGAGGAAGCCGACUUAGACUUUUGGGACAUAAAAUAUAAAAAAAAAGAAUUGA